AUAGCAGCAAAAAUGAAUUGUUCAAAAUACACACAAUAAUAAAGUACAAACGUACUAAAAAUAUUUUAACGAGAAAGGAACAUUAAAUAGGAACUAAAACCUGGUACUAGUUUCUACUCCGGAACCGUUUAAUGUGACACAGCAGAUGAGUGGUGAAGCAUGAAGCGGCUGUACAUCGGUGGCUUGAGCCACACAAUAUCUCAGAAAGAUCUCCGAGAUCGAUUCGGGAAGUUCGGUGAGGUGUCUGAUGUGGAAAUAAUAACACGGAAGGAUGAAAGCGGAUCUCCUCUGAAGACCUUUGGUUACGUGAAUAUAAAUAUUUCUGAUUCUGACUACAAAAGAUGCAUCACAGUGUUGAACAAAUCCAAAUGGAAAGGUGGAACAUUACAAAUCGAAUUGGCGAAGGAAAGCUUCUUACACAGACUUGCAGAGGAGCGUCAGCAAGCAGCUGAGAAGAUUCAGACACCGAAGAUUGAUGCAAAAGAAAAAAUUGAGUCCCUUAAGGCAGCUGGUGUAGAGGACUUCCACAUGAAAGCAGCUGUUCCAGGAACUGAGAUCCCAGGACAUAAGAAUUGGGUGGUGAGCAAAUUUGGAAGAGUCCUUCCUGUUGUUCAUCUGAAAUAUCAAGGCAAAAAGAAGGUCCUCAAGUAUGAUCCAUCGAAGCAUUGCCAUAAUAUCAAGAAACUUGAAACCGAGGACGGCUUCACUCCAGUGUCCAAACUGACGUGGCACAUAGACGGUGGAGAUGACGAGAUCAGCAAGAGAAGACGGGGAGAGUUCCCGCCACAGAAAAAGCGUCCCACGAAGACCAAAAAGAGUUUGGACCCAAGCACUAUUCCAUAUUCUACAACUGCUCGUGAGAGGGGGCCAACAGUGCAGAAUAGAGAUAGUGCCCCAUGUUUGCUGCAAAGUCGUAAGCCUCCCGUGUGUGUGUUAGACAGCGAUGCUGACUCGGAGGAUGAUCUCCGGAUGCUAGUCGCACAAGAACUUUCACGAAACCAUAAACCAGUCGCCACAGAGGAUGAAGGAAACCUCGAAGUAGUGGGUGAUGACUUUGCUGUGAAAUCCAACAUGUUCUGGGGUGGAGGGGAAUCUGGCAUCAUUGCACAACUUGGUUUAAGACCGCCAGAGAAUGAUGAGGAGUACGACUCGGCUGACACAGAUGAAAUAUUGACUCAGAACAAAAAUUCAGGCAAAGCUGAAGAUCUAACUGAGACCGGAACAGGCAGUAAUAAGUCGCCUGUAAAGUCCAAGAAGAUUGAUGGGAAGAAGCCUGCAAUCAAAAACAAUCAGACACCUACUGAAUCAGAGUCGGAUAAUGACGCCGAAUCAUCAAGUGAAAGCACUGAUUCUGAUUACGAAGCCAUGAUGGGAAACUGCCACAGGAUGGAGCUGUCACUAGCAGAUUUGGAGGAUCUUGUUAAAAAUAUGGAGGAUGAAGAAAGCGACGACGACGCAAAGGCAGGACCAAGCAAAAUGCCCAAACUAUCUCCUGUACAUGAAACUGGGCCUCAGAAAGUUCAGUCAAAAAAGACCGGCAUAACCCCUGAGGAUAUUUUAGCAUCUCUCUUCGGACCAGAUGAGGACAAAGAGAUGAAAAAGAAAAAAGACAAAAAGUCGUGUCUUCCUGCUUUUGUUGGGACGAAGGACCUUUUUGGUAGCAUUGCCAUACCCACUGGACUUAAGAGAGCAGCUGAAAACGUGAACUGUGAAUUUGGUGAGGAACCUAAAAGACUAAAACCAGGCUUGAAAACACUGGAAGAUGAAGAGUCAUCAAGUGCACAGGUACCUAUGCUAAACGAGAAAGACACCACAGUCUGCACGGAUUGUUCCAGUGAUGAAAUGGAAAUGACUCAAGAACCAAAGAAGCUCAUUUCUAAACCAAGUUCUUCCCUAAAAGUCAAUGACAAGAGACUUUCUGUGCCUAAACAUCCAACAUCUUUACCCGAGACUAAACACUCACCCAGGAGUUCAUCCAGUGAUGAAGAGGAGGAAGAACAAAUUGUCCCUUUAGAAUCCAAAACUUCAAACGCACAUGAAAGAUGUGCUUCUGAUAGCUCCGGGUCCACUGAAGAAUCAGAGAUGAGCAGCAGUGAAGAGGAGGACAAAAGUAAUAAACCAGAAGCAGCCUCAAAGCCUAGUUCUAAACAGAUUAAUGAAAACACUGCUUCAGGUCUAAAACCAUUAAAGCAGUCUGUUUUAGACCCAGUGAAGCAGCAGCAGGACAAUCAGAAGCGACUCGCUGCUUUGGAACAGAGGCAGAAAGAGUCCGAGCAACAGAAGAAGCUCAUACAGGGUGCUCUCUCGAAAGUGGAUUUGCCGAAUGCAAACAAAGGGAAACAUAUUGUAUUUGAUUCCGAUGAUGAAGUUAAUAAUGACAGUGAAGACACAACACCCCAAAAAGUGAGCCUUUUUGAUGAAGAUUCUGAUGAAGAUGAUGGACUAGGAUCUGAGGAAAAACAAGACCACAGAGAAAAGGAAUUGAAAAAGGCAGGGGGCAGCAAACUGUUCGACAGCAGUGAGGAUGACGAUGAUGGCACUGAGGAAGAUCGCUUCAAGAUCAAGCCUCAGUUUGAAGGCAGAGCUGGACAGAAGCUCAUGGAGUUGCAGUCCAGAUUUGGAACUGAUCCAAGAUUUCAGAUGGAUGCCAAGUUUCUUGAAAGUGAUGAUGAAGAACAGGAGCAAGAUAUGGAACCCCUGCAAACACCAGGAGAACAGGAGCUUGUUGAAGAGAAGAAGAAAAAUCUGUCCAUCCUGCAAAGUGUCCUUAAUGUCAGCAUUCAGCCAAGUGACGCAAGUAAAGGGGCGACAAAAGGCAAAAUCUUCAAGGACAUUUCAGCUCUGCACUACGAUCCCUCAAGUGAGACUCAUGCAGCUUUUGAAACCAAGACGGACACGCCAAAAAAAGAAAGCAAAGCAGAAAGGCGAAAGAAACGAGAAGAGGCCAAGAAGCUUCCAGAAGUUUCUAAGGACCUCUUCUAUGACGUGACUACAGAUCUAAAAGAGGCAUUUGGGACGGUGAAAGAAAUCCAAAAUGAAAAGAAGGAAGUUUCAUGGGACCAAGAUGAUGAUGAGAACAUGGAAGAAGCACCACAAGAAGCCUUGCCCGCGUUUUCAUUUUCAUCUAAUCAAGAAUCAGAGCCAUCAAGCGGAUUUAAAUUCUCUUUCUUUGGAGAUGACGCAGUAACAAAGACCCCUACAACAGAUGAAUACAAAGUUGAGACUAUAAAAGGGGCCAAAGUGGCUUGGCAAGUAGAUCCUCGAUUCCAGGACAGCAGUUCAGAGGAGGAGGAGGAGGAGGAUGUGGAGGAAGAGAAAGAAGAAAAGGAAGAGGCUGCCUUGGUCACUACAACUGAACAGCCGGCCCCGAAGAAAAAGUUCUUCUUCUUCUUUGAGGAUGACAUCCGGUUGAAGGAGGGACCUCGUAUGUUCUGCAGACGUGAGAAACUGGAGGAUCAGAGAGAAGCAUGGGAGGAGAAGAGGAAAGAACUCCGAGAGGAUUACCGCAAGAAGCACAAAGAUGCCAAAAGACGAUUCAAGAUGACAACAAAAACCUGAACCACAAGAACGCAUUGCCUGACGUUGCUUAAAUAAAGAGUUUUAUUAUCAAAGUUUUGUUACCACAGAAAGAAUGAAUAUUCAGUUUUCUUUCACUGCUGUAAUUUAAUACCUCAACAUUCUCAACAUAUUUGUGCCUGUGAAUUAAAAGCUGUGUAAAUAAAUUUGUUUUCACAA
This is a messenger RNA of Pangasianodon hypophthalmus (striped catfish), 3735 nucleotides long. RefSeq names its product nucleolar protein 8 (gene nol8). Lineage: Eukaryota; Metazoa; Chordata; Actinopteri; Siluriformes; Pangasiidae. Gene Ontology annotation, molecular function: RNA binding. The record is from RefSeq and is a predicted model, not a curated record.